AUGGCAGAAUCAGAAUUGCAGAAUCAGAAUUCUUUAUUGUCACAUGAUAAUGAGUUCAUCAAACUGGUCCUGACAAUGGUGGAACCACGACAAUCAUCGCCGCAUGAAGUCAGGAGACAAGAGUUUCGAGUGUCCCGUCUUCGCUUGCACGAUUCCAUUGACGAUCUCUUACACGAACUAUUCUCUGCUGCAUUCGAUCAUCCGCUACCAAAUUAUGUUAUGGACAUCAUGUCCUUGCGAUUAUCUUCAUACAAUGUCGACCCAAAUAUAGCUACAAUCUGUUUGUAUUUUCUACGGGUAGCUGCGACCUUCAAUGACUGGCUUCUGCUAUUUUCGUCGGACGAGUUUAGUGUUGAGGAAGUGGUGACUUACGCAUUCUCAGAUACAUCUUCGGAGUUGAUGACAAGAAUAAUGAAGCUGAGCAGGUUGGUGAUUGCAGAGACAACUAGUUGUUCUAUUUGUUUUGAAGCUAUGGCUGUUGGGUCUGAAGCCCAUAGUUUGCCCUGCUCUCACUCUUAUCAUUAUACCUGUAUUCAUCAAUGGUUGUCUCAUCAUGACACAUGCCCCCUGUGUCGUUUUAAGUUGAUUCUUUAA
Mercurialis annua (annual mercury) is the source of this 594-nucleotide messenger RNA. Its product is annotated as E3 ubiquitin-protein ligase RHA2B-like. Lineage: Eukaryota; Viridiplantae; Streptophyta; Magnoliopsida; Malpighiales; Euphorbiaceae. Gene Ontology annotation, biological process: ubiquitin-dependent protein catabolic process. The record is from RefSeq and is a predicted model, not a curated record. The transcript has a single exon. The coding region runs from base 1 to 594 and encodes 197 amino acids. Gene Ontology annotation, molecular function: ubiquitin protein ligase activity.